This is a messenger RNA of Osmia lignaria (orchard mason bee), 7492 nucleotides long. RefSeq names its product protein bicaudal C (gene BicC). Gene Ontology annotation, cellular component: cytoplasm. Gene Ontology annotation, molecular function: RNA binding; protein binding. The record is from RefSeq and is a predicted model, not a curated record. Lineage: Eukaryota; Metazoa; Arthropoda; Insecta; Hymenoptera; Megachilidae.
AGAGACGCGUACCGGAGGUUCGACGACUUUUGGCGACCUUGGGUGACGGGGUCGAAUGUAUCGAGCGCACCGAAUCGAAUUGAAUCGAAUUGAAUCGAAUGGAAUGGAACGGAACGGAACGGAACGGAAUCUCGUUACAUAUGCACUGUAGGCGAUUACGUCAGUAGCGGAUCGGCCGCGUCGCGCCAGCUGACGCUUCGUGUAUCGCGUAUUUUCUCGCCACGUCUAUUUGCGGCUGGUCGCUUUAAAUCGCUUACCGCUCGAAAUCGUCUAUCGUGAAUUUCUUCGAUUCGUUCUAUUCGUUGCUGAAUCAACUGUUUCGCGUUUCGUUCCGAUUCGGUUUGCCGACACGUCGCGUCUUAUCGAGGUUCCACGCGCAACGACGAUUCCUUUCCGAACGUAGGCUCGAUAAUUAGAGCGCACCUAUUAAUCGAAAGUGAUUACGAAACGACUCGCAUGCUUGCUCCGGUGCAACAGCGCGUGUCGACCAAGUAAAACGGCUGCGGCCGUAGCUCGGAAAUUAGCUCCUUUCCUGGCUUAUCUGUACAAAAUCCUCUUUGCUGCUUGUUCCUGGCGCGUCUGGUUAAUUCGCGAUGAGAUCGAGCGUUGAGUGGAAAGGUUUCGUGGAGCAUCCGUUCGUUCGGUCGCUGCUUCGCCCGUUGGCCUUUCCUCGUGUUCGUUCGUCGUGGAAACUUUUCGGUGAUUCAUUCCUUCCUCGUGACCUGAACAGCUGUUGCGCGCCUCCUCCACUCACCUCCUCUCGCUUCUUCUCGCCUUUGCCUCCUUCGAGCUCUCUCAAGCAAGGAAUCGUUUGUGCGUGACAAGCCGCGUAAUCCGGUAUAAAUAGGUCCUCCAGAGUCCUACCUCCUACGGAUUUCCUACCUUCCUUUGCGAAUUCUCUACCUCGUUUCCCUCUCGAUACUUUCCUUUCUACCUAUCUCUUGCAUUUUGCUCACGGGGCCAUUCCCAAUGACAUUCGUCGACCGAAUUAUUCCGCUCUCAACUGUCUGAAAGGUCGUUCGUCGUUCGUCGUUCUUGACGCCGAUUGUAUUCGACUUUGUACAUUUUUUCCGCUUUCCCGACGAUCAUCAAAUUAUGCAACUAUGUUUUUACCAAUGCAACGCGGCAAUUGUUCUGUCGUGGCCGUGUCGAAUGGAAGUAUGUAUUUAUGUAGGUUUCUCGGCGCGCGCUUCGCUCUUGUUUCCUACUCGACCGAUCACGGCCGUUUCGUUUCGUUUCGUUUCGUUUCGUUUCGUCGGUCGCAUCUCGAAAAUUGCUCGUUCAACAAGGUAGUAACUAUGGUCGAGAAAUAACGGGAAACGUCCCAGAUUCCUCGAGAAAGAGAGAGAUUCCAGGUUUCAGCGAUAAACACGAAACGGUCGAGCCAAAGUCGACGAAGAAACUGUUGCUUUUUCCAUUUCGAACAGAGGGGAAAAUUUGGCGAAAUUUCAACGUUGCGAAAGCUGUUUUGCGAUACGUGCAAAGGCGACAGCGACAGCCUCUAUCGCUUGCAUAGAGAUGAUACGUUGGGCGUCGCGAUAACUUGGCCAUCGCGAAACAUCGAGCUCGAAAGAUCGCUCUUUGAAUCCACGUUCUUUUCAAAAACAGUUGUCCGUUAUCUUGUCAAACUCACGGAUCCGUGUCUCUCUCGCUCUUCAAAGAUUGCACGAGGAUUCAAUGUCAAAAUAAAUUUCACGAGUAGCAAUCGUGAAAGACGAUAUUUGCGAGUAUUGCGCAACCGAGAAAUUAUAUCGUCAAAAAAUGAUUCCAUACUUGUUUGACUCGAUUUCUCGUUGUCUUCGCGAUCGGAUGGCGCGUUUCGUUCGCGUCGAUGGGUAAAACCUCGAUAUCGAUAUCGAUAUCGAUAUCGGUAACGAUCGCGAUCGCAUGGUUCGCGUUAUCUCUAUCGAAGAAUAACGGACAGAAAACGCAACGAAGAGAUUCGCUAAACUCGUACUUGAUCUAUUUUUCGGUCAAAGAUUUGAUUCGAUCGAGUUCUUUUCCCCGUUCAGUUCAACGUUGAGCAACUGAACCGUUUUCAUUUUUACGCGAAUUCGUUGAAUAUCGAUCGUUUCAAGGCAUCGUGAUAAUCCGAAAAUUCAAUCGCGAUAUCUCCUCGGCGAUAAAACGCACGUUGAAUUCGCGGAAGGAAGCAAGAAUCGUGGUAACGCUCGCAAAAUAUUUACACGGCUGAGAGAGCCAGUCCAGCGUGUUCGUCGGCGAGGUACAACGAGUUGCCUUGCCUUACCUUACCUUACUUCACCUUACCUUGCUUCACCGCUUUCCUUCCUUCUUCGAGAUCGAUUACGAAAUCUUUUCCAACAUUCGAUUUCCUGCUUUUUCGAUCGUGUACGCUACGACUCGUAGCAGACCCGAUUAAUAGCUUUUGCUCUGCUUCCGCACUUCCGUUUCUCCGUUUUUGCACGCAAUCAUGAGAUCAAGCGGUGUACGCGAACGGACGAUUGAUCGAUCGGUCGUUAAUUACGUUCCCGCGACGACGCGUCAUCGUCCUCGACUUUGGAGCGUAUCGUAUCCAGGAAGAAAACACGCUCGAAUGAAUCCGCAUAUAAAGGUCGCGGGUCGACCGGAUGACGUGCGAGCUGCGAAGGAGAAGAUAAUGGAAAUUUUGGACACGAGGAGCAAUCGAGUAACCAUGAAACUGGAUGUAAGUUACACCGACCAUUCGCACAUCAUCGGAAAGGGCGGUCUGACGAUCAAACGAGUGAUGGAGGAAACUGGAUGUCACAUUCAUUUCCCGGACAGCAAUCGUAGCAACCAUCAAGAGAAGAGUAAUCAGGUGUCGAUCGCUGGAGAAAUGGAGGGUGUCGAACGAGCCCGUGCUCGAGUCAGGAAUCUUACGCCUCUGAUCUUCUCGUUUGAAUUACCGAUCAUGGGCUCUUCGCAGACCGUGCCGGAUUCCACUUCGCCGUACGUGGUUAAGAUUCAAGAGAAAUACAACGUCCAAGUGAUGUUUCGCACCAGACCAAAACUGCACGCUACCUUGGUGGUGGUGAAAGGUUGCGAAUGGGAAGUAUCUCAGGUGAAAGAAGCGACCGUGUUGCUCAUUCACUACAUGUGCCAAAACCUAGCUAAUCAAAUACAAGUACAAAUGACGAUGGAGAUUUCGCCGCAACAUCACAGCAUCGUUCUCGGGAAGCAAAGCAGUAAUCUGAAGAUGAUCAUGCAACGCACAGGCACUCAGAUAAUGUUCCCCGAUGCCGGAGAUCCAAACAUUCCCAGCCUGAAGAAGAGCAACGUGACGAUCACCGGUGGCAUUCACAACGUCUAUUUGGCUCGGCAACAAUUAGUGGGUUCGCUGCCUUUGGUUCUGAUGUUUGAUCUUCCCGAGGACUCGAUGUCCUGCGUCGACACGGAAAACAUUUCGCAGUUGAUGCAGUCGUUGGACGUUUUUAUAAACGUGAGGCACAAGCCGAAACAGAGCACGCUGUCGGUCAUCAUAAAAGGGAUCGAACGAAACGCCAGUAAUAUUUACGAAGCGAGAAAACAGCUUUUGGGCUUGGACGAGCCCCGGGUACACGCGGAGAUACCUGCCACUUACCAUAUUCCGAAUGCAGGAAAUGUCUUUCAGGGAAACACCAGCAACGGUACAGGUACCAACAACAAUCUGAUGGGCAAUCUAUCGGAAAGCUUGUCAAACAUCUUGACGAUAAACACGCAGAAUCCACCUUACUGCGUGUCGCCGAUGUCUCAUUCGCCGAAUCCGCUGGGCUUGUCGCCUCACUGGGGCUUGUCAACGAUACCCUCCAUGUUCUCGCCGAUUCCGCUUCAUCAUUCUUACCCAUAUCCGCAUCUUAAUCACCUGCUGACCACGCAGCACGUGUUGCACAACAACGGGAUGCCUCCUCAUUCCCACGGACUGACGAACCACGCUUUGACCAACAUCGGCCAGCUUCACUCCAACGUGCCUACCGGCUUUCACAGUAUUCCAGGACUGAACGGUAGUUCCUUGCCAGACAGCAAAGAAGGCAGUGCUUACUCGUCGUUGAGCAGCGUUUCUAGUUCUCUAUCUAGUCCAGCAAUCAGUCCUCGUAAUGUAUCUCCGGUCAAUCCUAUCGAGACUAGUCCUAAUUUAGAUUUAUCGAGUAUGCUGUCCGAUCUGUCGGUCUCGGAUCGACGCGCACCAGGUUGCGAAAAGAAAUCCUUGGAAAUGGCUGUGCAACAGAAUUUCGCCCCGUUCGACUACGAGCAGAAGAAAAUGUUGGCGGCGAAAGCGAUUCAAAGGAAACCGAGCUUCAACGAUUAUCGCGUGCCCACGUCAGCUUGGUCCGGUUACGGGCUCAGCCAAUCCAUUCCUCCCAUAAGCACGACCGACUUGAACAAAGAGUUAACGGCCACUUCUCAUCCGUCCGAUCUGUGGAAAGAACCGACGACACCGGUCUACGGCAAGGAGGUCGAAUUUGCUAUCGGUUCCGGCAAAGAUCGCGUUGGACAGAUCGGUAUAACCUCCAACUACAUGGAACACACGCCUACUUCGCAACUGAACAGAAUCACUUCUCAUCGGUACGACGACUUGACCAGCAUGCUCACCAGUGUCGGACUGGAGAAAUAUAUACGCCUGUUCACGUCUCACGAAGUGGACAUGGCUACGUUUCCCUCGCUAACGGAUAAAGAUCUCUGCGAAAUCGGGAUAAACGCUUGGGGUGCGAGACGUAAAAUAAUGCUGUUGAUCGCUGAAAUGAACAAACGAACCAGUCCGUUUUGCGGGAGCGCGGCUCCCGGUGCAGAACGCAAGUCGUCCAACGCCACCAUCACCUCCAGCACGAUGGAAAAGUGUAAUCUGGACAGCAAGUGGUAAAACGAGGACAAAAAAAGGUGAUAUUCUUAGAGAACCGUUGAAAAGCAACGGACUCGAACAGGAUUCUCGUGUUGUACUUAAAGCUCGUGCUGUCGCGGAAUGUUUGCCCGGCAGAUAUUGGAUUUCGAGACAGCGGAACACGAGAAAAUCGAGAUCGAAUCGGCGAGGCAACUCGCGCGAUUCGACGCUAGAAUCAAGGUAUAAUUAGUGUGUUAAUUUACGAUUCCAGGCACCAAAAGGAUAACCCGACGAUUCUUUUUUGUGAACGAGGACCGUUUGUAUUCUUUUUUUUUCUUCUUUUUUUUUAAUUUUUUUUUUUUUUUUCUUCACAGUCCUCGAUCCACAUGUUCGGAAGGUGCCUUAGAUUAAGUAAUUCGUUGUUAAUUUUGUUUCGUUAACUUUUUCUUACGUUGCUAAAUGGUCUUUCUAUUUGUCCCGCGCGAUACUCGACGAAUCGAUGAUUCUCUGCAUCGCUUUGCGCGUAGUAUCGUUCGACUCGGUUGUGUGUCCUGUGUGCUUGUGUAACGGUGAAGAGGUUCGUGAAUCGCGAACGAUAGGCGUACGGUAUAUAAAUUAAUGAACGGAUAACGGUUCGAUUGGUAGAACGAAAGCUUAGCAGAAGCGACGCGACGCUUCGAAAACUCGAUGUUCCGCGCGUUCAGCGGCCUUUCGCUUUAGCGAAGUUAUAAUAUUUAUCUCGACUAAGCUCGAAAUUCGGUGGAACGCAAAGUGAAAGAAAUGGGGGAGAAUCGAGAUGAAACUGGUUCUUUGCAGCUCCGUUUUCGAGUUUUACAAAAUAACAAAGUAUUUAUUAUUCAUUCGCGAGGGACGCUGGACGCGCUUCGAGCUACGGAUUAUUAUCGAUUCCAUUUCUUGGGUGCAUCGUGAUUUUCUUAGGUUUUCUUUUGUUUUCUCUGAAUUUCUUUUUGUUUCUUUUAAAUCUAAGCACUCGAUAGAAUGGCGCGGUGAAGCAUCGAGUGAGAUAUUUUUGUCGAAUCAAUAAGCUGCAUGCGCGUGUUUUCUUGUUCCGUUUACGUAGUAGCAGUUUUACAGAGGUAAGGUAGUCGCUCGAUAUAAAUUAUUAACGUUUUAAACUUAUUUUUUUUUCUUUCUUUUUUUUUUCUUUCUCUCGCGAGCACGAAUGAAACGGAAACGUUAGGCAAUCGAGCGGAGAUUUUGCUCUUGCAGUAAUCGACAACGAUGUAGAUUAGAGAAAGUAUCGUAUCGAAACAUUCGUUAAUCGCGAUUGAAGCGGUUCGUCGAUUGACGCAGUCAGCAAUGCAAAUUGUUCUUAUCGCUCGGUGUAUGUGUGCUAAUGAAAAUCGCAACACCGUCUUGGCCAAAGCUACCGAGGAUGCCUAACGAACAAUUUUACCGCUAAAAGUUCUUGACUAAGUCUUUCGUGAAGUCUUUUUAAGCAUAAAUUAUUCUCUCGUUUGAUACAGCACGAUCGACUCGUGCUCGAUAGCGAUCGGAAUAUUAGAAAAGAAAAAAGAGGUACUAUAUGUUAUCUACUUGUGUGUACCUAACGAUAAGUAUACGUAUGUGCGCGCGGCUGAAUGUGUGUGGGAUAUAUUACAAGACUGUGUCCGAUCGUCCCUGUUCCUCGUGUUCGUGUUUCACGGCUAAAUAAUAAUAUAAUCGUUUCUUUGAUAGACGAAUAUACAACUAGCUAACUUCGAACUCGUCACUGUUCGUUGUUCGAUCGUUGCGACGAUCGGACCACGGACAUAUUUUCUAUUUUGCUGUUGCCUUCGUAACGGAGAAUUGUUGUUUUCGUUUUCGUUAUCGUUUUCGUUUUCGUUUUCGUUUUCGUUUUCGCGAUGGAACGUCGUACAAGCGUUCGAUCGCAACGCUGAUUCGUUAUUCGCGGGAUGAAGCUUGAUCGAUGGGCGCAAGAUUUUUCUCUCGGAGCUCUUGCACGAUCGAUCAGAGCUCGAUCUUUCUUUCGACGUAGAAAGAACAACGCGUAUCUAAAGAUGAUAACGAUGACAAACUAUGUGAUCCGAUAUAGCUUUCAUUAAUGGCUGUUACUGCGAUUAACAAAGUUAGUAUUAUUAACGGGAUCUUGGGUAUCCAUUUUUUCGAGCAAUUAGAUGUUUGCUCGUUUUCCUCAAACAAUUGAAAAAAGCCUUUGAAUCGGAUAAACAAAGUAUUUAGCAGCGAUGAUUAUCGAUCUAGUCGCUGAAACACGCUCGCGCAGCGUGCCUAUCAGCUAGUGGAAAAAGGCGAGAAAUGAGAAAUAAGACAUUCCAGAACAGCGAGAAACGCGAACGAGUCAAAGGAUUAAAAGCGAAUACAAACGAGUUUUGAACGUUGUUUGUUUAAACUUGUUUCGUAUCGAUGUUGUAAUUAUUAUUGCUAGACGAUCGAAGGACGUGCCCGCCCAUCGAGCAAGCGAAACAACAUAACGAAUAAAUUAAUCGACCAAUGUAUGUACAUAAUAUAAAACAACAAAAAAAAAAAAAAAAAAAAACAAAAAAAACAAACAAACAAACAAAGGAGAACAAAAAAAAACCAAAAGAUGUGUAUCGCGUCGGGUGCACGAAAGGGAAAGCGUUUUAUAACGAUGCGGCAUGAUAUUUUUAUACGGUAAUCUUUGGUUAUUUCGAUAAACAACGAACAUAUCUCGUAAUUGAUCCAUUAUCGUUUGUUUCGAAGGAAACGCCGAGUAAA